Messenger RNA from Suricata suricatta (meerkat), 3030 nucleotides. It is a transcript of the gene BBS2, whose product is annotated as Bardet-Biedl syndrome 2. The transcript is spliced from 18 exons. Gene Ontology annotation, molecular function: protein binding. Bases 203 to 2365 code for a protein of 720 amino acids. The record is from RefSeq and is a predicted model, not a curated record. Gene Ontology annotation, cellular component: motile cilium; BBSome; membrane. Gene Ontology annotation, biological process: non-motile cilium assembly. Lineage: Eukaryota; Metazoa; Chordata; Mammalia; Carnivora; Herpestidae.
CAGAAGAGGCUCGGCGGGCCUGAGCAGCCACCAAAAGAGCGGGCGGCCUGGGUGUUACCUCGAUCCCGUACUGUUUGGCGCCAGGCUUGAAGCAGCUGGAGACGGGCUGCUCUGGUCCCCGAGCCCCGCGCCGCGGCGGUGAGGCCGGCUCCGUUAUUACGCAGGCUUCGGGCGGCGAGCCCUCUUCUGAGCCGCCGCCAUCAUGCUGCUGCCUGUGUUCACCCUGAAACUGCGCCACAAAAUCAGCCCCCGCAUGGUGGCCAUAGGGCGCUACGACGGGAUUCACCCGUGCCUGGCAGCCGCCACCCAAGCGGGCAAGGUUUUUAUUCACAAUCCUCAUACUCGGAGCCAGCAUUCCAGUGCAUCCAGGGCCUUCCAGAGCCCCCUGGAAUCUGAUGUUUCACUUCUUAACAUUAACCAGGCAGUCAGCUGCCUGACUGCAGGAGUGCUGAACCCAGAACUCGGCUAUGAUGCUCUGUUAGUGGGGACACAGACCAAUCUUCUGGCCUAUGAUGUCUACAAUAACUCAGAUUUGUUCUACAGAGAGGUGGCGGAUGGGACCAAUGCUAUUGUGCUGGGAACCCUGGGGGACAUUUCCUCUCCUCUUGCCAUUGUUGGUGGCAAUUGUGCUCUGCAGGGUUUUGAUCACGAAGGAAAUGAUCUCUUUUGGACGGUGACUGGAGAUAACGUUCAUUCCUUGGCCUUAUGUGACUUUGACGGUGACGGUAAGAAAGAGCUCCUGGUCGGAUCAGAGGAUUUUGAUAUCCGAGUUUUUAAAGAAGAUGAGAUUGUAGCAGAAAUGACAGAAACAGAGAUAAUCACCUCUCUUUGCCCCAUGGACAGCAGUCGGUUUGGUUAUGCCCUUUCCAACGGCACAGUUGGAGUUUACGACAAAACAGCCCGAUACUGGAGAAUUAAAUCCAAAAAUCAUGCCAUGAGCAUUCAUGCUUUCGACCUUAAUUCUGAUGGCGUGUGUGAACUGAUAACCGGCUGGUCCAAUGGGAAGGUUGAUGCACGACAUGACCGAACCGGGGAGGUCAUCUUUAAAGACAACUUCUCUUGCGCAGUUGCUGGCGUGCUGGAGGGAGAUUAUCGGAUGGACGGUCGCACCCAGCUCAUCUGCUGCUCCGUGGACGGGGAAAUCCGCGGCUACCUGCCAGGCACAGCCGAGAUGACAGGCAACCUCAUGGACACCAGCGUAGAGCAGGACCUGAUCCGAGAGCUGAGUCAGAAAAAACAGAAUCUAUUGCUGGAACUCCGUAACUAUGAGGAAAACGCCAAGGCGGAGCUGAGCCCACUGAGCGAGGCGGAUGGGCCCCGGGGCGCCAUCCCGGCCAGCACCACGCUCCACACCGCCCUCUCAGUCAGUCUGGGGCGCGAGACCCAGCCUGCUCACGUGGAACUGUGCAUUUCCACCUCGAACGACACCAUCAUCCGAGCGGUGUUGAUUUUUGCCGAGGGGAUCUUUCUCGGCGAAAGCCAUGUGGUACACCCCAGCAUCCACAGCCUCUCCGGCUCCGUCCGCAUCCCAGUCACACCUCCCAAAGAUGUCCCCGUGGAUCUGCACUUGAAGACCUUCGUGGGCUACAGGAGCAGCACCCAGUUCCACGUAUUUGAAAUGACAAGACAGCUCCCCCGCUUCUCCAUGUAUGCGCUGAGCAGCCCUGACUCUGCCAGCGAGCCCGUCAGCUACGUCAGCUUUAUCAUCGCAGAACGAGCACAGAGGGUGGUUAUAUGGCUCAACCAGAACUUUCUGUUACCGGAAGACACUAACAUUCAAAACGCUCCAUUUCAAGUGUGUUUCACAUCCUUACGGAAUGGCGGCCAGCUGUAUAUCAAAAUAAAGCUUAGCGGAGAGAUCACCAUAAAUACCGAUGAUAUCGAUUUGGCUGGUGACAUCAUCCAGUCGAUGGCGGCAUUUUUUGCUAUUGAAGACCUUCAGGUAGAAGCAGAUUUCCCGGUCUACUUUGAGGAAUUACGGAAGGUGCUGGUUAAGGUGGAUGAAUACCAUUCAGUGCAUCAGAAGCUCAGUGCUGAGAUGGCCGAUAAUUCUAACCUGAUCCGAAGUUUGCUGGUCCGCGCCGAGGAUGCGCGUCUGAUGAGGGACAUGAAAACCAUGAAGAACCGCUACAUGGAACUGUACGACCUUAAUAAAGACUUGCUAAAUGGAUACAAAAUUCGCUGUAACAAUCACACAGAGCUACUGGGGAACCUCAAGGCAGUGAAUCAGGCCAUUCAAAGAGCAGGUCGUCUGCGGGUCGGAAAACCAAAGAACCAGGUGAUCGCCGCUUGUCGGGAUGCGAUUCGAAGCAACAACAUCAACACGCUGUUCAGAAUCAUGCGUGUGGGGACAGCCUCUUCUUAGGAAAGGGGAGAACAGAUACUGAUGCUGGCUUUAAGCCCUAAAAAUCCAGAUGAAGAAUGAAGUAUGAAGGAAAACCAGCUCUUCAGUCACUGAGUGUCUUCAGUGCAAAAAAGCUGCAAAUACACCGAAUUUCCACAGAUGAUGUAACCGACGGAAACGUCGGAGCCUGGCCCUCUGGGACUCGCUCCCUUCAGACGGCAAGGUCCUAUUGCAAGGAGCACGAAGAGUCUGCUGUGUGCAGACCAGGAACACAUUGAGAUUAAGGAGAAACUUACAAGCACAUUUUAAUGCUUGCAUUGUAUGUAUGCUGAGUUAGACCGAGCGCUCCAGAACUGGAAAAGUGGGGUGGCUUCUUAGAUGUCACCGAUAGCCAUGAGUCCCUAUUUCCCAAGUGUGGCCCAUGUGACACUUUCACCUGCCUGGCGCUUUCCCCCUCUGCCACGGACAGACUGUUCACAAGACCCUCACCCCCAUCUCUCCCGCUCAUGAAAGCACAUCAGUAAGCAAGGGAGUGAAAAUAAUAUUAUAGGGAUGACCUUUAUUCAGUCUGUAGAAACUGAAAAGAAAAGGCAAACUUUGACAUGUAAGCCAUUCUUUUUACAAAGUUGUUGUAAUCCCACGUGUCACUGCGCUGUGGUAAAAGAAUUCUCUUUUUCUUUAAAAAA